This is a messenger RNA of Chanos chanos (milkfish), 1737 nucleotides long. RefSeq names its product sushi domain-containing protein 4-like. The record is from RefSeq and is a predicted model, not a curated record. The coding region runs from base 104 to 1588 and encodes 494 amino acids. Gene Ontology annotation, biological process: DNA damage response. The transcript has 9 exons. Lineage: Eukaryota; Metazoa; Chordata; Actinopteri; Gonorynchiformes; Chanidae.
CUUGUAGGCAUUUUCCCCACCAAGUUAUUAUGUUUACAUCGACACGCUAUAUGUCUACACUUUACGAUUAAAAAAAACUUCUUUUACAGGGGUUAAUUGUAGGAUGGUCGUGUCGUGUGGGGUUCAGAGGAUCACAGGCCUGCUGUGGAGGGAUAAGAUGUUUGAUGGAAGAAAACAGUCCUUAGCCCAUAUCCUCUCCCCAGCAACACUUAGAUUGCCUUUGUCUUUUCUGCUUUGCCUUUCUGUCGUAUCUACUGUGCAGGCAACAAGUUGCGCCAGGCCGUUCCCUGUCCAGCAUGGCACAAUGAACCUGUCAGAGACUAACAGAGGUUCCUUUCCUCUGGGUACUGUGCUGCAGUACAGCUGUGAUCCCGGCUACUCUGUGGACGGUUCCAGUAUUAUCAUCUGCACCAGGGAGGGCGUCUGGUCUCCAGAACCUCCUCGCUGUGUGCCCAAUAACCUGUGUCGACCUCCAUUUGAACCAGAGAACGGUGGCUACACCUGCCACCCAUCCCCGUGCGGGCGUCUAACUCAAGGCACAGUGAUUGAAUAUUUCUGUGAUGAAGGCUACAACCUGAAGGGAGAUUACAGAUACCUCACCUGUCAGAAUGGAGAAUGGGACGGUCCAAUGCAGAUCAGCUGCCUUCCUAUUCAAGGUUGCGCCAGGCCGUUCCCUAUCCAGCAUGGCACAAUGAAUCUGUCAGAGACUAACAGAGGCUCCUAUCCUCUGGGUACUGUGCUGCAGUACAGCUGUGAUCCCGGCUACACUUUGGACGGUUCCAGCAGUAUCACCUGCACCAGGGAGAGCGCCUGGUCUCCAGGGCCUCCUCGCUGUGUGCGCACUAACCUGUGUCGACCUCCGUUUGAGCCAGAGAACGGCGGCUACACCUGCCACCCAUCCCCGUGCGGGCGUCUAACUCAAGGCACAGUGAUUGAAUAUUUCUGUGAUGAAGGCUACAACCUGAAGGGAGAUUACAGAUACCUCACCUGUCAGAACGGAGAAUGGGACGGUCCAAUGCAGAUCAGCUGCCUUCCCACUCAGGGUAAUGCCGAUGCAGCUCCGGUUCUGGGGAUGAAUACUUUAUCCAUUGUGGCAUCCACUGCCAGUUCUGUAGCACUGGUUCUGCUUUUGAUAGUCCUUUUUGUCCUGCUGCAACCCAAACUCAAGUCCUUCCAUCAUGGCCGGAGGGAGCACGGCUCACCGGGUCAAGCUGUGACCAUUAUGGUCGAGGGAGUCCAGGUGACCCUGCCCACGUACGAGGAGGCAGUCUCCGGAAGCGCGGCGGUCUCCUCGGUCAGCUCGGGGUCCCAGACUCCUGUGGCGUUGGCGGAAGAGCCGAGGACCACGCAGGCCGAGCUCCACCACGUCUGCUCCUCCCCCUCGCAGCACUCGGACGUGGCCGCGGUUCACCAGGCGCCGUCUUCGUCCUCCUCUUCCUCCUCCCUGUCCUGGAGCCUGGUCCCGGGGGCGUUGGCGGCUUCGCAGCCGCAGCGACGGGGCUCGGGGGGCAGCGAACAGCACGGUCUACCCCUGCAGGCCUCUGCUGUGGACGUGUCUGACGAUAUUCCUUUACUGAAGGAGGCCUGAAGCAAGCUGCGUGGUCCACAGGCUAAGACAGCCCGUGCCCUGUGGCCACUGUGGACGCGGAUCAGCGGCGAAGCAUGUGGGAACCGAUUCUCCAUCGAGCUGCAGCUGCCUGCGAAGCAGACCUGCCCAUCUCAGGUGACUUUACAACA